UCCACAGCCAGCCAGCAGCCAAGACACGCCGCAACGAGCACAAGGCUCAACAACGGCACAGCGCAUCCCUCAACUUUGACUACACCCACACCACCACGACGCCCGCAACGCGAGCACCCCUAACACACCCUACCCCACCCCCAAUCAGCCACCACGCCGCGCGCUACGAGGAGCAGCAACAUGCCGCCUGCAGUCACGGCUGCAGCGCGGCGGGCGAAGCGGGUGAUCGAGAGCGAGACGCCCGAGUCGAGCGAGCCCGAGCCCGAGGAGGAGGAGGGCGACGACGACGGCGACGAGGAGGAGGACGACGGCGACGGCGAUGAGGAGGAUGCCGAGGACGCCGACGCCGACGCCGACGACGGCGAGGACGAGGUCGAGAUGGAGAUUGACGACGAGGUCGAGGACGAGGAGGGCGCCGAGGACGAUGAGGUGGAGAGCGAGGACGCUGUCGGGGAGGAUGACGAGGAGGAGGCGGAGGAUGAGGACGACGACGACGCGUCGGCGGCCCCGAGCCCCUCGGGACUCAAGAUCAAGCUCCGCGUCGCGGGCGCGGAGGAGGGCGGGCGGGGCAAGCGCGCGGCGGCGCAGAAGGCAGCCAAGAAGACGAAGCGGACGGCAAGGGAGGCCGAGUUGGGAUCCGACCAAGACGAGAUCUACGAAGAGGACGACCUCGACUCGCGCGCGCCAUCCCCGUCCAAGAUGACGGCGCGCCAGCGCGCAAAGCAGAACAAGGACCUGCAGGACACGCUCAUCUCGCUCCCGGACGGCCAGCCAAAGGUCAAGCCGGUGCUCACCGAGGCCGAGCGGCUCCAGAAGCGCGAGGAGAUGGCGCGCAGGCGCAAGCGCCAGAACGAGCAGCGUCUGCAGGACGAGCAGGACCAAACGAUCAACCGCCUCCUGCGUGCGCAGACGGGCCGCUCGCGCUCCAAGCUCGACGGCCCCAGUCCCAUGCCCGACGCGGAGGACUCUGCCGCGGCGUCGGGGCGCGCGAGCGGCGUCUCGAGCCCGACGAAGCGCGUCGCGCCCCCGCCAGAGGGGGUGCGGUACGUGUCCCGCCUGCAGGGCGAGGACGUUGUGCUGUCCGUCGCCGUGCGCGCGGGGCGCGAGAGCUGGCUCGAUAUCGGCGGCGGCGGCGGCGGCGGCGGCGCGGCGGUGCCGGCCAAGCGUGACGCUAGUGGGACGUGUGCCGCCAAGGGGUGUGCCCUGCCCCGCAAGUACCGCGCUGUUGCGCGCUUCGAGACGGGCGGGUGCUCGCUUGCGCAUCUGAAGGAGGUUGAGGCGGGGCUCAAGUAG
Molecule: messenger RNA, 1293 nt
Organism: Vanrija pseudolonga
Lineage: Eukaryota; Fungi; Basidiomycota; Tremellomycetes; Trichosporonales; Trichosporonaceae
Exons: 4
Coding region: 181-1293 (370 amino acids)
Biological process (GO): chromatin remodeling
Cellular component (GO): Ino80 complex
Source: RefSeq, a predicted model, not a curated record